AGUCGCAGGUGGCCUUUGAUCAUUAGACCAGUUCCAAAAUUGAGUUAGCCAUUCAAUUUCCUUAAAAGGAACAACUAUUUGGGUAUUAUUGUCUUUUUAUCAUUUAUCAUUGGGCGACACGUCAAAAUGCCAGAAAGCAACGGAGAAACCAAUGCUGAAAAAAGCAAGAAGCAAAUAGCAAUAAUCGGUGCUGGAAUAAGCGGUCUUCUUGCAUGCAAACACGUACAUGAACUUGGAUAUAAUCCCAUAGUCUUUGAAUCCUCGAAUGAUAUUGGUGGAGUAUGGUCCAACACAAUUGAGUCUACUAAACUUCAAACUCCCAAAGAUUUUUACCAGUUCUCAGAUUUUGCAUGGCCAAAGUCAGUCACAGAGACCUUCCCUCGUCACGAUCAAGUCAAGGACUAUAUUAACUCCUAUGCUCUUCACUUCAACAUCCUUUCUCAUAUCCAAUUUAACUCCAAGGUAGUUAGCAUUGAUUGCUGUUGUAAGGAUGAUGGUGAAGAAAUGCAUGCUGGUUGUGAUGAUGAUCUUUGGGGCGGCACAGGCCAGGCAUUCUCUCCUAAACGCAAAUGGGUUGUCACAGUACUUGAUAUCCUCUAUCCCCUGGACCCACAUAAGGUUUAUGAAGUUGAUUUCGUUAUCUUAUGCGUUGGAAAGUUCAGUGGCCUACCAAAUAUCCCCCACUUUCCAGUGAAUAAAGGACCGGAGGUGUUUGAUGGCAAGGUUAUACACUCCAUGGACUAUGCUAAAAUUGGAAGCGUCCGUGCAACUGCAAUGGUAAAAAAUAAGCAUGUCACUGUUAUUGGAUUCCAAAAAUCAGCAAUAGAUCUUGCAACAGAAGUUGCCAGACUAAAUGGAGUGGAACAUCCAUGCACUAUGCUAUUUAGGACCGUACAUUGGACAGUAUCCGAAGGCUUUUUGAAAACCUCUUUUCGGAAUUUGAAUAGAUUCUCAGAAUUAAUGAUCCACAAGCCCCGUGAAGGAUUUUUCCUGUGGUUGUUGGCAAUAUUACUUUCACCUCUGCUCUGGAUAUUUUCAAAGUUUGUGGAAAGUUAUCUCAAAUGGAUAUACCCAUUGAAGAAGUACAAUAUGGUUCCAGAACACGGCUUUCUUAGACAGAUAUCUUCUUGCAUGUUCACAGUCUUGCCAGCUGAUUUCUACAAGAGGGUUGAAGAAGGGAGCCUCAUCUUAAAGAAGUCGAAAGGUUAUUGCUUCUGUAAAACUGGACUCAUCAUCGAUGGGGAGGAAUAUCGUCCACUGGAAACAGAUGUUGUCAUCUUUGCAACUGGAUACAGAAGCGAUGAUAAGCUUUGUGAUAUUUUCACCUCAACCAAUUUUCAGAAAGGCAUUGUUGGCUCUUCAGCUCCCUUUUACCGCGAGUGCAUACACCCGCAUAUUCCACAGCUUGCGAUACUUGGAUAUUCUGAGAGCCCUUCAAUACUAUACACCACUGAGAUGCAGAGCAGAUGGCUAGCUCAUUUCAUUGCAGGAAAAUUUCAGCUACCAACAAUAAUGGAAAUGGAAGAAGAUGUCCUGAGAUGGGAGAAGUGUAUGCAACGUUAUGCUUGUGAAUACUACAAAAGAUCCUGUGUGAGUGUGUUGCUACAAAUAUACUGCAAUGAUCUGCUAUGCAGGGACAUGAAUUUGAAUCCCAGAAGAAAGAAAAAACUGCUGAGUGAACUCUUUGCCCCUUAUAAGCCUUCUGAUUACCAAACAUCUAUUUAGUUUCAGCACAACAAUGUUCUGUCAACUGAUCUUUACUGUACCAACUGCCUAACGUAACAAAGAAAAUAAGAAGGGCCAAAGUAGAACAUGAGGCGAUUUUCUUGAACUGUUAGUUUCAUAAUAUUCUUUGUUCCCUAGAACAUUAGGUUUUUCUUUUUUCAAUGAAUGGAAAUGUAGUUUCUUACUUGGACCUGCUCAUGUUAUAAGGCUAAAACCUAAUAUGGUUACAAAUUGUGGCUUGGAGUGUUCUCUGAUUUACUAUUAUCCAUGUAAUCGAAUGG
Lycium ferocissimum is the source of this 2006-nucleotide messenger RNA. Its product is annotated as probable flavin-containing monooxygenase 1. The transcript has 4 exons. Gene Ontology annotation, molecular function: NADP binding; flavin adenine dinucleotide binding; N,N-dimethylaniline monooxygenase activity. Lineage: Eukaryota; Viridiplantae; Streptophyta; Magnoliopsida; Solanales; Solanaceae. The record is from RefSeq and is a predicted model, not a curated record. Bases 127 to 1725 code for a protein of 532 amino acids.